Melanotaenia boesemani (Boeseman's rainbowfish) is the source of this 2031-nucleotide messenger RNA. RefSeq names its product ufm1-specific peptidase 2 (gene ufsp2). Lineage: Eukaryota; Metazoa; Chordata; Actinopteri; Atheriniformes; Melanotaeniidae. Bases 143 to 1543 code for a protein of 466 amino acids. The record is from RefSeq and is a predicted model, not a curated record. The transcript is spliced from 12 exons.
GCAACACCAGUGGGCGGAACCAAGAUGAACCAACAGGAAACAGCAUCGAGAGACACGUUGAAUUACAGUUUAUAUGCUAGCUUCCUGUCUACGAAGAAAAGUCGAUCUUUAAGUUGUUUUAUAUUACUAAAUUGUCUUUAUCAUGGUAGUUGUUGACUCCGACAGUGUGACCGUAUUUCGACUUAAGGGGCUGCUGGAACUGAGAUGUCACCUGGACACCACAGAUGCACUACUUAUGCAGAAGGUAAUCUCAAGGACGUUUGAGACCCUUCGCUUGCAGGUGAAAUCGGAGUCCUGUGUUCUUGCAGUGUGUGACAGUCCUGUCAUUAUUUGGCCAAACAAAGGUAUUUAUGGAGAAAUACCCCCAAGUACACUAUGUGAAGAUGUACAUCAGUGGAUACAACUAGAUGAACAAGAGAGUGGUGGAAAGUGGUCAACAAAAAAGAAAAGUAAAAAAGGUUUGUCAGUGAAUGUCAUAAAGCUUUGCCUGAUGAUGGACGUGACGAAGCCAGGCCCUCUCUCUGCACCGAUCGCUAGCAAAACGGUCCAGAAAUCCCAUUUUCUGUCUGCAACUCUUCCUAUGGACUGUGUUGUGCGUCCGAGCUGCAAUGACACAAUCAAAGACACUUGUGAAAAACUGGUGGAGGCGCUAACUCACCAGCUGUGUGAGAUGGAGAAGGUGACCCUGCAGUACAUGAGGGGAACAACUCUGUUUAUACCUGAGCCGCUCCACUUUAAUCUUCCAGAGCCAAAAGGGCUGGUGACAGUGGUUUUUCCAGCAGGAGUUCCUGAUAGAGAAUUAGAGACACAACGCAGAGAGUUGCAUCAUCAGUUUGAACUCCCAGAUGACAGACCUUACUUCAGAAGAGCCAAUGUUUACCACUUUCCUAAUGAGCCCUAUAAAGACGGUUAUCUCAGAAACCCUCAUAUGUUUCUCACACAUCCUACCUUGGAUAAUGGGAAGUUGUACUUGGUCCAAGGAACCUACAGCUACCACCACUACAUGCAGGACCAUGUAGAUGACAAUGGCUGGGGCUGUGCUUAUCGCUCCCUGCAGACUAUCUGUUCCUGGUUCCAGCAGCAAGGUUAUGUAGAGCUGCCUGUGCCCAGUCACAAGGAGAUCCAACAGGCUUUAGUGGAUGUUGGUGACAAGCAGGCAUCCUUUGUGGGAUCACGUCAGUGGAUCGGAUCCAUCGAGGUUCAGGCUGUUCUGAGCCAUCUGCUUGGGAUCACUUCCAAGAUCAUGUUUGUGAGUCAAGGAUCUGAGUUGGCAUCUAAAGGCAGAGAACUGGCAAACCACUUCCUUACUGAAGGAACACCUGUAAUGAUUGGUGGAGGAGUUUUGGCUCAUACUAUCCUGGGUGUGGCAUGGAGCGAGACCACUGGGCAGAUUCGCUAUCUCAUUUUAGAUCCACAUUACACAGGAGCAGAAGACCUACAAGUUAUCACAGACAAGGGCUGGUGUGGCUGGAAAGGACCUGAUUUUUGGGAUCAAACUGCAUAUUAUAAUCUCUGUUUGCCUCAAAGGCUGAGGAUCAUCUGAACUCUACCGGACUUCCAUGUAGACCUUAUUUAGCGUUUGUACAACCCUUGGAAAUCUAUGGUGUAUAACUUUAACCUGUUAGAUGAUUUUUGUAAGUAAUUUUGUUCAGGCCCCUCAUAAAUACUUGCCUAGCAACAAAUCACACAAUCAGAAAUUGAUGCAAUAUUUUGUGGUAAAACGAAAAUUGAUUAUAUACUGUGCAUUCUGUACUUGGAAUGGGUUGAUAUAGCAAAGAAUGGUAAAAUACAAUAUGUUGCCUGAUUAUACUUGUUUUAAUUUGAAGAGCAUUAUCAAUUCAUUGCAGAGUUCUUAUUAUUUUUUUUUAUUUCAAAGACAAGUGAACCUAUACCAGUAAACACAGCUGACUCAAAGUAGAGGUUAGUUUUUUUUUGUGGCUCAUUAAUAUGAAAUCCAGUAGAGGUAUGCCUUGCAUUUAUUUGGACAAGACAAGGGUUCAACAAAUAAUUAAACUAUACCAAUUUUUUUUA